This is a messenger RNA of Moneuplotes crassus, 1154 nucleotides long. The record is from the annotation of a GenBank genome assembly. NCBI's taxonomy places the organism in Eukaryota, Ciliophora, Spirotrichea, Euplotida, Euplotidae.
AGCGAAAUGAAAAGGCUAAAGAGCUUGACUAGAAGGUCCUAUGGCGCCCCUGUUUUAAAAAAAUUCUUAACUAUUGACACAGCUCGAUUCCAAGAAGAUUUUGAUGACUCAUAUCUCCAAGCCAUACCAAUCAAACCCAUCAUUAAAGAUAAAGCUGCUAAAAAAUAAAUCAACCAAGGUGCAGUUUGAAUUCUUAGCCAAUACUACUAUCACUAACAACAUCGACUUAAAAACUCUAAAAUUUAGGCCAAAGCAUAUCUCAAAGCCCAAAAAUCGCAGAAAACUCCUAUCAUACUCCCCGCCAAUAAAGCAAGAAGAAGAGGAAAACGAUGAAGAAAUUGAGCUGAAUAUCUCAAAAUUGCCCAAUUAAGCAACGGCUCUGAUUAAAGUCCAGGUCUUCUGAGAUCUUAAAUUCUAAAAUGUCUAAGACCCCGUUCCUUAAACCGUUGGGGAAAUAGCACCACUAGCUGUCUUUACACUGGCGAGUUAUAUAGUGACAGAUACUAUCGCAGCUGUGCUACUGAAGAUGGAAGAGGUUACAGUUGUGAUGGUAAUAAUGGUGAUGGCAGAGGAGAGAGUGGUGGUAAGGGUAGUCGUGAUAUUGAUAGAGGGAGUAAUAUGAAGGUAGAAGGAAGGUUAAGAGAGUUUACACUGAAUUUGGAGAAGAGUAAAGUUAAGAGGGGUAAAAGUACUUCUGGGCAUUUUGAUAGAGGGUUUUGUGAUAAUUGUAAAAGGAAAACUGCUGGUUCCAUCAGAAGAAAGCCUCUCAGCUCCUACUUUUAGUUUAAAAACAGAGAUAAAGCCAGCAUACAUCAUAAACAUCAAAAGUUCACAGCUAAAAAGAAUACUAUCAAAAACCUUACGUUUGCAUGACAAAGAACAAAAGGAGCUCAAAUAAAGAACGUGCAAGGAUUAAGAAGAAAUUGCCUAAAAAGCGGCUUAAGAAGAGAUUUUGAAAAGAUUUACAGGAAAGGAUCAAGAAUAAUGCCUUGAGAAGGGAGAAGACAAGGCAAUCGAGGAGUAUGAAACGACAUAGAAGAGUAUCGAGUAUGAGUGAUAGGAAAAGGAAGAAGAAUAGAAGGAGUAGUUCGAGGGGGUUUAGGAGGCCAGAAUACAGAAGUGGGCUAGUUUAGGGGUGGAAGAUGGGAGGAGGA